This is a messenger RNA of Physella acuta, 1231 nucleotides long. RefSeq lists its product as uncharacterized. The record is from RefSeq and is a predicted model, not a curated record. NCBI's taxonomy places the organism in Eukaryota, Metazoa, Mollusca, Gastropoda, Physidae.
UUCAUACACAAAUCAUAUUCUGAUGAAGUUUAUGGAUGAGUUUUAUUUUAAAUCAGUUCUAAUAAAAUUCGAAGUCAAAAGAAAAAUAAUCAAUUUAUCUAUUAUAUUUACUUCGUUGGAUGGAGUCGUAAUAAAAUGUGGAAAGCAAAUGACCUACUGGAUCGAUAAUUUCAAUUUGGAGACAGAAUGUGACACAGAUUCAUUUGUGACUGAAAUUAACAUAACAUUGAACUCAUUUGUCUCAGUUUGUGGCAUAAUAGUGAAUGGCGGAAGAAAUAUUAUUAAAGAGUCUAACAUAGUAAUUUAUUCGAAUGGGCAACGACUCCCAUUAACUGCUGCUACACAUUUGCAAGGAGUGUUUGAUGAUGACAAAGAUGACAUCGGUUGUUUCACCAUUGUCGAACCGGGAAAAGAGUUCAUUUGGGAAUCAACGUUUGAAUGGCCAAGAGUUAUUUAUCAAAUUUUAAUCUAUAGUUCUGGAAAUCGAAUAACAUCAAUGCAUACAUUUAAAGUCGAGCUGUACAACGAUGAAAACCAUUUAGUUUUUACAACAAAUAUUGAGAGUUUUUUGCUGCCAUAUAAGAUAAACAUUCUAAAAAGUGGAAGGGUGAUGAAACUAUUGAUCAUUGCGAGCGACGUGAUUUCAUUGUGUGAAUUAGAAGUUUUUGGUGACUGCACGACACGAUAUUAUGGCCCAGACUGUGAUCAAGUAUGUUUAAUGUCCUGCAAAAAUAAAGACUGCCAGUUCACCGGUGUUUGCAAGUUGUGUGUACCUGGUCACACAGGGUCGUAUUGUCUCGAUUUUAAUUCAACGAUCAGAACAUCUAAAAAAAAUGUGGAAAAUGAAACUGAAGCUAUUGUUUCACCGAAACAAAAUUUACUUACAUUGGAUGAGCAAGUUUUCAUAAUUUUCAGUAUAUUUUUGGUAUGCGUUUUGGUAUUCAUGCAAAUCUGUUCAAGAAGAUUGAUAACUGUCUCGCUUCUCUAUCAAUUAGUAGAAAAACACAUUCAAAUCCUGUUCAAGUAGAGUCUUCGUCCAUUCAGAGGUAAAAAACUAGAUUAUUCUACAAGUAAAUUGAUACUGAACGUUUAUAGAAAAGACGCCACACCGCAUGCCGUUUUCAAGAAUGAACACAAAUACGUAACAGCUUAAAACUUUGGUUUCGGUAUAUUGUGUAUUGAAACUUAUCAAUGUUUUUUUCUGUUUUUUUUCUGGUUACUACAGAAUAUA